AAGUCAUAAUUCAAAAACGAGCCCGACCUUCCGCAUCCGCAAGAAAGGGAGGGAGCUGGGGGAAGCAAAGCACAGAGGCGGCCGGCGCAGCAGCAGCAACGACACAACUCUGCCAAUCACACGAGCCGACACAGAGGAGGAGCGAGGCCGUGCGCCGCAGAUCCGUGGUUGCGUUAGGGCUCCGGCAAGUAGGGGAGGGAGGAGAUGGACGUUGUGAAGGCGGCGCAGCUGUCGGGGCGGACGCUGGAGCGGGUGGUGGUGCACCCGCUGGUGCUGCUCAGCAUCGUGGACCACUACAACCGCGUCGCCCGUGAUACCCGCAAGCGCGUCGUCGGCGUGCUCCUCGGCACCUCCUCCCGCGGCUCCGUCGACGUCACCAACUCCUACGCCGUGCCAUUCGAGGAGGAUGACAAGGAUCCGAGGAUCUGGUUCCUGGAUCACAAUUACCAUGAGUCGAUGUUCUCCAUGUUCAAGAGGAUCAAUGCCAAGGAGCAUGUUGUUGGCUGGUACAGCACUGGUCCAAAACUAAGGGAGAACGACCUGGAUAUCCAUGCUUUGUUCAACAGUUAUGUUCCUAAUCCUGUCCUGGUGAUUAUUGAUGUUCAACCCAAGGAGUUGGGAAUACCCACUAAAGCGUAUUAUGCUGUGGAAGAGGUUAAAGAGAAUGCUACUCAGAAAAGUCAGAAAGUGUUUGUCCAUGUUCCAUCAGAAAUUGCUGCUCAUGAAGUUGAGGAAAUCGGAGUUGAGCACCUUCUGAGGGAUGUCAAGGACACAACAAUAAGCACACUUGCAACAGAGGUCACUAGCAAGCUUGCAGCCUUGAAAGGACUGGAUGCAAGGCUCAGGGAGAUCCGAAGCUAUUUGGAUCUUGUAAUUGAAGGGAAACUCCCACUGAAUCAUGAGAUUUUGUACCAUUUGCAGGAUGUGUUUAAUCUCCUUCCAAAUCUCAACGUAAAUGAGCUGAUUAAAGCUUUUGCAGUGAAAACAAAUGAUAUGAUGUUGGUCAUAUACCUGUCUUCUCUGAUCCGGAGUGUCAUUGCACUUCACAACUUGAUCAACAAUAAGAUGCUAAACAAGGAGCACGAGAAGGCUGAGGAUUCAAAACCAACCUCCAUUCCUACUGCUGCUGGGAGCUAAAUGCGAUUUUGAUCUCUGACCCAUUGGUGUCCAAGAAAAAAAGGAACGUGUGACAUGUUAGCACGGUUGCUCUUGAACCGAUUUGUCUUGACCUUGAAUGGACAUUUUGAUCUUUAUUUUUUGUACGAUGAGGUCAACGGCAAGAAAAACCUUUUACACUGUAUGAGCUUUGGAUCAUACCUCAAUUUUUUCUGUAUUAUUUCAUCUGAUGCAUCACGUCUUGC
Messenger RNA from Phragmites australis (common reed), 1361 nucleotides. Its product is annotated as 26S proteasome non-ATPase regulatory subunit 7 homolog A. The transcript has 10 exons. Bases 205 to 1137 code for a protein of 310 amino acids. Lineage: Eukaryota; Viridiplantae; Streptophyta; Magnoliopsida; Poales; Poaceae. Gene Ontology annotation, molecular function: protein binding; metallopeptidase activity. Gene Ontology annotation, biological process: proteasome-mediated ubiquitin-dependent protein catabolic process. Gene Ontology annotation, cellular component: proteasome complex; proteasome regulatory particle. The record is from RefSeq and is a predicted model, not a curated record.